AUGGGUAUCAUACGAGCGCACUCGGUCUUGUCGGCUGCUACAACAUACUGGGCCGAGACCGCGUACACCGUGGAGCAGUUCGUGGCGCAGGCAGGAAGCGUCGGCAGUGGCGGAACUCAAUGCAGCGAGGGCACCAAGCUGUUGGCGAACGACACCAUCGACGUGUUGCUUGGCAAUGUCUUCGAUCUCGACGUCGAAGAGUCCGACGACGAACCUUCACGAGUCGAUUCCAAUGACACAGAUGACGCAACGUUUCCCACGACGUUGGAAGUAGAGACCGAAUGGGCGUGCUUCAACUUGCAUCGCGUCGAGUUUCAUUGGUUACAAAUGCACAAGCACGAUCCACAACGCAGCCCCAUGGAUGUAUCGUUCAUGAAGGAGUUGUGGGAAGGCAUGAAGUUCCCCGAGAAGAAGCUGUACAGCGCCGAACAAGUCGAACGCCUCGCGCGGUCGGCCAUGGCGCUGGCGUACUUUCGACAGUCCAUGGAGCCCCAUAUACCCAGAAAUGACGUCAAAGCCAUCACUUAUGACCCACUUCCAGUCGUUAGUAGCAUCGCGAAGGACAUAUCGAAUCUAUCCGCCUCGCGAAUACAAGACGUGGCCAAGAAGUACCCUGCUACAUCGCUACCAACCGACAAGGAGCAUGCAACAGCCAAGGCAGAGGAGAAACCAAGGUAUCAAUCACCCCCUCCAAGCUGA
Molecule: messenger RNA, 699 nt
Organism: Aphanomyces astaci
Lineage: Eukaryota; Oomycota; Saprolegniomycetes; Saprolegniales; Verrucalvaceae
Exons: 1
Coding region: 1-699 (232 amino acids)
Source: RefSeq, a predicted model, not a curated record